AUGGGCCAGAUCAGCAGCGCCCCCGUGGAGCUCAUCCGCGUCCAGCGCGGGGGCGGCGCGUCGUGGCGCGGCGCCGUCGCGGAGAUGCAGGGCUGGCGCGCGGACCACGAGGACGCGCACUUCAUGCGGAACGGCGGCGGCAAUGCCUACGACCUCUUCGGCGUGCUCGACGGCCACGGCGGGUCCGAGGCCGCGCGCCUCGCCGCGCACCAGAAGCUCCCGGAGCUCCUCCGGGCCGCGUGCGGCGGAGCAUCAAAAGCCUUCGGCGAGCUCGAGAAGCGCGUCGCGGCGGCCUUCGUCGAGACGGACGCGUGGCUGCGCGCGCGGCCCGAGGUGCUGCGGGACCAGUCCGGGUCGACGUGCGUCGUCGGCGGCGUGAGAAAACUCGGGGAAAAUUCUUACGGCGCGUUCCUCGCGAACGCGGGCGACUCGCGGGGCCUCGUCGUGCGGCGUUCCGCCCGCGCGGCGGCGGCGGCGUCCGACGACCACAAGCCCGACCGCGACGACGAGAUGCGGCGCAUCGCGGACGCGGGCGGCUUCGUCUCCGACGCCGACGCGGCGCGCUCCGGCGCGCAGCACGUCGUCGCGCGCCUCGACGGCAACCUGGCCGUGUCGCGGGGUUUGGGCGACUUCGCGUACAAGAAGGACCCGCGGCUCGGGCCGGGGCAGCAGAAGGUGUCGUGCGUGCCCGAGUGCUACGACGUCGGCCUCGGCGGGUCCUCCGAGCCGCUCGCGGCCGGCGACCUGCUCAUCCUCGCGUGCGACGGCAUCUUCGACGUCAUGUCCAACGAGCAGCUCGUCGCGGCCGUCGUCGACGCUUUGGACGCGGGCGCGGACGUCGGCGACGUCUGCGCGCGCGUCGUGGGCUCGUGCCUC
Messenger RNA from Aureococcus anophagefferens, 876 nucleotides. RefSeq lists its product as hypothetical. Gene Ontology annotation, molecular function: protein serine/threonine phosphatase activity. The annotation marks the transcript as partial. The record is from RefSeq and is a predicted model, not a curated record. Gene Ontology annotation, biological process: protein dephosphorylation. Lineage: Eukaryota; Pelagophyceae; Pelagomonadales; Pelagomonadaceae. The transcript has a single exon.